This is a messenger RNA of Diabrotica virgifera virgifera (western corn rootworm), 3707 nucleotides long. RefSeq lists its product as uncharacterized. The record is from RefSeq and is a predicted model, not a curated record. Gene Ontology annotation, molecular function: G protein-coupled receptor activity. The transcript has 17 exons. Gene Ontology annotation, cellular component: membrane. The coding region runs from base 1 to 3519 and encodes 1172 amino acids. NCBI's taxonomy places the organism in Eukaryota, Metazoa, Arthropoda, Insecta, Coleoptera, Chrysomelidae.
AUGUGGUUUUUGGUACUCACGCACUUCAGGACAGGAAUUGACGUAACAUUUCACGUCUUCGCUCCCAAAAAGGACGAGAGAAAGUUGCGGUCGAUCCUGAAUAAAUGGGAAGACAGAGGACAUGUCAGCAAUUUAACAUUAUCCGAGAAGGAUUCCUAUCUCAGGUCGUUGAUCUCGAUACAGAGCUUGGAUAUAAAUCAAAUUGGAAUAAUCAGAGAAAAUGAUCAAUUUAUCUUAAGUUGCGUAGCAAGAGGUUCACCAACGAUAACAUUUCGAUGGUUUAAGGAUGGGACUUACAUUAACGUAACUGCAACCAGCAGGAAAUGGGUGAAACUUAUUAAGGAUCCGCAUGUAGCCGAUCAGUAUACGGGUCUUCUGGGCGUCGAAAGGGCACAUCCCUACGACGAGGGCAUAUUUACUUGUCAAGUGGAGGAUUUCAAUAUGAAAGAAUGUCUGUCCAAAGAAGUAUUAAUAGAAAAGAAACCCUCCAUUAAGAUAGAGCCAGUGAACUUGACAGUGAAGAAGGGCGAAAACUUCACGAUCAAGUGUGUAACUACUGAAGAAAGUCGGGAUGGUUCGAAAUAUAUUUACAGCUGGACAAAAAAUAAAGAAUUACUGCCAGUACGGACGGAGUUCGAAAAGUAUGAAGUUUUGUAUCCGUCGGGAACGAUAUUGCAGGUGAAAAGUGCGGAGAAAAGCGUUCAAUACUCUUGCCUUGUCCAAGGCUCAAAAGUAUCAUCAGAAAAAGUAGUGUCCGUGUAUGUUGUAGACAGGAAGGGCGUGUACACCUGCCCCGCGGGGCUUUUUCUAGAAAUGCUCUGGCCCGAAACAGCUCCUGACACGAACAGCAUUUUAAACUGCCCUAAAGGGUACUCUGGACUUGCCACUAGAUAUUGUGCACUUAAAGAUGGGCGCAAACCCGCCUGGGGCCUGCCCAGCUUUUCGGAGUGCACUCAUCACGAACUCGGACGCAUUUAUGAUACGUUUGAUCGCAUAAAGCUGGGAUAUUCAUCAACGUCAUUGGAAAAACUCUUUACUGGUAUAUUAAACUAUACCAAAAAAGAUUCUUAUACUCUAUUACCUGGAGAAGGUGCCAAAAUUUUAGAUAUCAUUCAUGAAAUUAUGCAGUUUACAUCCAAAUCACAAAGGUCUUUGGAACAAUCAAGAAAUAUAACGAAUAUUUUAUUUUCAAUUGUGGAUCAGGUAUUGUCAACACCAAAUUCAUUAACAAAGCAAGAGGAAAUUAGAACAGCUUUUGAACUCGUCAACGAACACCUAAGCCUCGUAGGAUCAUCGCUUGUUAGUCCUAAUAACAAUUUAUUUCGCAUAUCUAUGAACACGAUCGAUUUAACUGUACUAAAUCUUACUUAUUACCAUUCGAACAAAUAUUUCCAUAUUCCGAAUAACUUCGAUAAACCCACAACGCAAUGGCUAGGAGUUCAAAUUUCGGGAACGAACAUUCUUGUUAAAGAGAAGAAUUCACGACUUGCUGCUGGAAUUAUCUUUAGAAACAUUUCUAAUUUUAUGCCGCCCAGACUCUUCAUCAGAAUAAAGGACGGUUCAGAGCUCGAAUACGAGAUUUACUCCCAAAUCGUCACGCUUCUUCCUCUUCCAGAAUUUUUCGAAAUGUAUCCAAUCGCUAUUGACUUUAAGCACCAGUUAAACCAUAAAAUGAACUGGAGCGACGAUGAAACCUGGAGCGUCAAAUGCGGAUAUGCAGAUCUAUCCACGUUUACCUAUUCCUGGAAUAUUUAUAGUUGCUACACCGAGGUAUUGAGUGAUUUAAAAACGAGGUGUAUUUGUCCGAAGCAUGGGAUUUUUGCGUUGCUCUUAACUUUGGCACCUAAGACAAAAACAGAAGAAUCUACAUCAAAUGUGUUUUUCUUAAUAUUAGCCUCUAUCACUGGAAUGGUCCUUACAGUGAUAACGACAGUUUGCUUAAGCGUUUCGUGUUUUUUAAAACCAAAAUCAACGUUGACCAUGUUAAAAUUACAAUGUUCCUUUUCGAUUUUUCUGUUUGGGAUUAUCUUUUUAAUAGCUGUAGUCAUUGGACCAACUCAGUCAUAUUAUCUACUAUUUCUAACUGGAUUAGAAACAACAAUAUUACUGAGUUUAUCCAGCCAUUUGAGUAAGUUGCUCAUUAUUUUUACCGAAUUAACGGAAUUGCCAAAGUCGAUGACAUCGAAACAUACUGUUACAGGAAUUAUCUCAGGGGUGCCGGUGAUUACAGUGUUCGCUAGUCAUUUAUCCUACAAAACGAUGGACGUAAAAUUGGAGUCGUGGUGGAUCCUAAAAGGGACUUUAUCCUUUAAUAUAUUCAUUUGCGUCACUUCAAUAAUGGCGGUUUUGUUCGUAUUUAUUUACACCAUCGUCAUGAAGAAGCUCGAUAAUCUUUUAGAGAUUAACGAAAAGUAUGCGAAGCCUCUUCAUAAAAGGCAAGGGUUGCUGAGAAGAUCGUGUGUUGUAUUUAUUUUUUUAAUACUGUUUUCUAUAAGCAGUAUUAUCUACAUUAAUACGCCCAAUAUAUUAUGGAGUAUUUGUCAAUUUAGUGCUUCAAAUAUUGUUAUGGGUCUAGUUAUUUUAGUAUGUUAUAUUUUAAAAUCAGAAACAAGUAUAAAUGAAAUGUUUGAAAAGAAGAAAACCAACGAAAACACGUUUUUCAGUUACAAUUCUUCAAAUAGUUCUCCCCUGAAAUUUAUAACCAGACAAGAUCCAGAAGUAGAGAACGAUUCCACGCCCCAUAUGAAACCCGAGCAGUUUACGAUGGUUAAUCGGGAUUCCACAAAACCCUCCAUCGUCGGGAAAUCUCAAAGUAUCGCCGCAACGUUUGAGAGCUGCCUGCACAACAUGCCAAACUGCGACAGUCGAUUGGAUGUCGCUGCCACGUCACAGAGGUAUAAACAGCAAGCCUCCUUGGAGUAUUAUAACUCCAGUCCCCAGAGUUUCAGAAAGUAUUCCGGAGCUGCUACAAUAUGUUCGCCUGACAUCUUAGCCAACAAAGUCUGCGUCGAACUGGACUUAGUAGCAUCAAGUCUUCAACGACAGCCUAGUAGAUCAUCAAAAGUGUCCUCCACAGCGCCAUCAAUAAGUCCAGAUGAAGCGAUAGCCCAAAUUUUGGACUACUCCAAAGACCCACCUCUAUCUGUCCCACCAGCGGAAGGCUCAUACAAGGAGCGUACUCAGCCAGACGGUCACGAUGAGAGCAUCAUCUGUGAAAAAGCUCUUAGUACCGUGGAGGAGGUCAGCGAGACAGAGAUGGAUUCACCAGAAGUUAGUGAAAAACCAUCUCCUGUGAACAGUGACAUAAAAAUUUUAGUGCAAAGUGCAAGUGUCUGUGAAUCCGUGAAAAGUGAUAAUCUGGAUGGUAUGUUGGAUAGCAUUAGCCAGGAUCUGGAUUACUUGUUAAACAAAAGUGACGAAGUGGCGAUUACAACUUUAAAAAGGGGGUCCAAGAGUCAUGCUAGUACUAAAGAUACUAGUGAAUUGCCGGAAAGUGUAACUAUUAGGAGUAAGUGUUAAGAGUUUUUUAAUUAUAAAAAAUGUGAGCUUAUUCCAUAUAAAGAAAACGCACUUUGAUAUAAUACUUAAUGUUGUUUACUUUUCAUUAAAUUAAUUUAAUCUAUGAGGCCGACCAAUACUCAAUAAAAAUUGUUAAUUUUCGUAACCUUUUAGAAGACAUUUUGGGUUGUUAAUAGAAAUUGUACAUG